CACACCCGUAACAGACAUCACAAUUUGCCGUUGCGAAGGAAAACCCAACAAACCGCGACCGAAAAAAGGAUCACACAGCUUGACAGCCGCCAUGGCUUUCCGCCAAUCGACGCUGCCACCGCUCCCUGGCAACUCCUUCAAUACUGACCAGGCGCCAAAGCCCCGCAAGCAACAGCUGACGUUCGCAAACGGCGUUCCCGUCGUCCUCUCAGAUUCAGACAAAGCAAAGCGCGUCCCCAGCUCCACUCUGCGCAGUGAUCCCACCGUUGCCAAGCAGCCAGCAUGGCUCGUCUUUGACCGACAGACGCUGUCGUUUGACGCGUACUUUCAGGAGGCGGUGCACGAGCGGCGCGAGGAGCACUUUCGCGUUCGCAAGUGCAAGAUCUUCUUCUUUCCCGAGGACGACACUCUGGAGGUCAUUGAGCCUCCAAAGGCAGACAGCGGUCUCCCGCAAGGCAAGCUGCUGCGACGACACCGCGUGCCCAAGCCUGCGCCGCGCGAUGACGAGUUUUACGAGGUGGAGGACUUCAACGUCGGCAAGGAGAUUACCAUCUACGGGCGCACGUUCCUGAUCUACGACUGCGACAAAUUCACGCGUGACUUCCUCACCAAGCUCGGCGUCAGCGUCGGCCAGCCACUCCAGCCGCCAACAGACCCAUACUCAACCCUCCGCGAGAACGCCAAGGCGACGCAGGUGCCGCUUCGCCCAUACGAGCGCCAGGACAAGCUCAAGCAGUUUCUCGAAAACGACCGCAAGGUCCUCCGCUUCUACUGCCUCUGGGACGACUCUGACAGCGAGUUUGGGGAGAAGCGGUAUCUUGUGUUGCACUACUUCCUUGCGGACGACACACUUGAGAUCCGUGAGGUGCAGCAGCCAAACAGCGGCCGCGAUGGACCAGGGGUCUUCCUGCGGCGCCAGAAGCUGCCAAAGGACCACCACGGCCAAACCAAGGUGCCGGGCGCCGUCACCAGCAGAACCCUCCUCAACGUCUUUGCCCCGUCAGGGCUGCAAGGCCGACACAUUCUCGACAGCCUGCACACGGGCAGUGGCGAGUCAGCACACUACACAGACAAGGACCUUGAGAUUGGUGCUGAGAUCAACGUGUAUGGCCGCACGGUCCUGCUGUGCGACUGCGACGAUUUUACAAAGGCAUACUACAAGGAGAAGUAUGGCAUGGACCACUUUGAGCCCAUCCACGUCGAAGAGCCGGAGGAUGAGAUCCCGCGCAUGCCAACACCGCCGCACACGGGCUUUGGCACGGAGGAGGACUCGCUCGUCAGCGUCAACCACCUCAUCCUCAAGCCCCCAAAGCGCCAGUUCAAGAAGUGGUUCGAGGAAGGGUCGCGCUCGCUGCAGUUUAAGGCGCGCAUGGACACGGACAACCCCGUGGAUAUGGACCGUGAGUUUGCCAUCACAUUCUACCUCGCCGACGACACCCUCGCCAUCUUCGAGAGCCGCAAGCGCAACUCGGGCAUCGCCGGAGGCAAGUUCCUUGAGCGCUGCCAGCUGAAGGUGCCAGGCACAUCUCGCGCGUACGGUGUUGAGGACUUCCGCCUUGGUGCUGUCAUCGAAGCCAACAAGCACAGGUUCCUCCUCACAGACGCAUCCGACUUUACGUUUACCUUCAUGGAGCAAAACAAGAUGCCGGAGAGCGACGUGGACGCUGUGUCUGCGAAAGCAAGACAAUCACUUCGCGACAAUGCACCGAGCGUGCAGGCGGCCCUUCAGGGCGCAGACUCAGUGGAGCAUGGGGUGCUGCCACUGGACGUGUUUGAGGGCGUGAUUGUGCAGCACACGGCCGACCUGACACUGCAGGAGAUUCGCACACUCGCUCGCCACUUUGCCGAGGGUGGCGAUGCACGCAACAAUGGUAUCAACUAUCAGCGCUUCACUGAGGAGAUCCUGCACGCAGAUGCCUGAUCGCAUGCCUGCCUUGUGUGUUUGUCCUUCUGUCCUGUGCGUGCGUCCCCCCGCCCCGUCCACGUGUAUUUUGCUUAACGUGUUGUGGUUUUGUUGCAUCAUAUCAACACACCAUACUGCCCUGGUGCCUCGUGCCCCCCUGCCCUGCUUCUUGUCCUUGCUUGUCUUUUCCAUUACAGCCUACCGGUUG
This is a messenger RNA of Salpingoeca rosetta, 2111 nucleotides long. RefSeq lists its product as uncharacterized. Gene Ontology annotation, biological process: regulation of neuron projection development. Gene Ontology annotation, cellular component: microtubule. The transcript has 18 exons. NCBI's taxonomy places the organism in Eukaryota, Choanoflagellata, Craspedida, Salpingoecidae. The coding region runs from base 92 to 1921 and encodes 609 amino acids. The record is from RefSeq and is a predicted model, not a curated record.